Molecule: messenger RNA, 2870 nt
Organism: Calypte anna (Anna's hummingbird)
Lineage: Eukaryota; Metazoa; Chordata; Aves; Apodiformes; Trochilidae
Gene: FAM76A
Product: family with sequence similarity 76 member A
Exons: 9
Coding region: 44-967 (307 amino acids)
Source: RefSeq, a predicted model, not a curated record
UGGCCGGGGCGGCCGGGGCUGCGCCUGUCAGCGGGGCGGCGGGAUGGCGGCGCUGUACGCCUGCACCAAGUGCCACCAACGCUUCCCCUUCGAGGCGCUCAGCCAGGGCCAGCAGCUCUGCAAGGAGUGCCGGAUUGCACACCCCAUUGUUAAAUGCACUUAUUGCAGGACUGAAUUCCAGCAGGAAAGCAAAACCAACACAAUCUGCAAGAAGUGUGCUCAGAACGUGAAGCUCUAUGGCACACCAAAACCCUGCCAGUACUGCAACAUUAUAGCAGCCUUUAUUGGCAACAAGUGCCAGCGUUGCACAAACUCCGAGAAGAAGUACGGCCCCCCCCACUCCUGUGAGCAGUGCAAGCAGCAGUGUGCCUUUGAUCGCAAGGAUGACAGGAAAAAGGUGGAUGGAAAGCUGCUGUGCUGGCUCUGCACCCUCUCCUACAAACGGGUCCUGCAGAAGACCAAAGAGCAGUGCAAACACCUCAGCAGCUCUUCCCGGGCAAGCCUGCAGGAGAAGGAGCAGUACAGCAGGCUUAGCAGUGGCAGCCACUACAACAGCCAGAAAACCUUAUCCACCUCUUCCAUUCAGAACGAAAUCCCAAAGAAGAAAGCCAAGUUUGAUGCCAUAUCUGCCAAUGGUGACAGUUUUUCUCCGGACCUGGCUCUGGACUCUCCCGGGACUGAUCACUUUGUGAUCAUUGCCCAGCUGAAGGAGGAAGUGGCCACUUUGAAAAAAAUGCUCCACCAGAAGGAUCAGAUGAUUCUGGAGAAGGAAAAGAAGAUCACAGAGCUGAAAGCUGACCUGCAGUACCAGGAGUCACAGAUGAGGGCAAAGAUGAACCAAAUGGAGAAGACACACAAGGAGGUCAUGGAGCAGUUACAGGCCAAGAACAGAGAACUCCUGAAGCAAGCAGCUGCCCUAUCCAAAGGCAAAAAGCCUGAGAAGUCUGGAGCAAUAACCUCCCCCUAAAACCAAACCCCCCCCCAGUCUGGGAGCUUUCCCCAGCAUUAACCAAGGAGCCCAGGAGUCCUGCCUGAUCUCUGGAAGCUCACACCUCAGUGUUGUCACUCCCCUGCUGCCAUGGACUUGAUGAAAACACUCAGUGUGUGUUGUCCUCCAGCAACUCUGGGUUCCCAUCACUGUUGAACACCAGCUCAUAUCCCAGGGAGAGGUCCCAGCCAUCCUAAAUCCCCCUUUUUUUUUUGAAGUUUGAUUGGUUUGGGUUUGUUUUUGGUUUUUUCCUAACCAGUUCCUCCCACUGCCAACCCUUUCUUGUUAGCAAACAGGAACCUGCUGCAUGAGAGACUCCUGGCUGGUUCCCAACCUGCUGCUGGGAGGCAGCAGCCCUGGAGAAGCCACGAGCUGUGGGUGGGGAGAGCUCCAGUGGAACUGUUCCCUCCUCAAAAGGAAAUCACCAGCCCAACAGAUGUUACUGGAAGGUUGUGCCACUGCUGAGAACAGUUGCUCAGCUUUUUGAAGAUGCUUCCAAAAUGGGGGCUAUGGUAUUUAUCUUGGAAGGGUUUUUUGGUUUUAGUUAUUAUUUUGUUUUGGUUUUCUUCUUCUUUUUUUGGUUUUUUUCCUAUCAGCUUGGCAAACCCAACCCUCCUGGCUUUGUGUGUUCUUGUUUUGUUGUGACAGCUUUUGGGUUGGGAGCCAGAGUGGAACCACACAAACCCAAACCCCUCUGCCUGUCCCCCCACCCCACGGUGACUUGGUGACCUCUGGGGCUUUGAUGACUGGGUGUGAUCAAGCAUCUUUUACUCCUUUUCUUCAGAGUUCAAGGCUUGGAUGUUCCCUCAGAUCCAAUUCCCCCUUUCCCUGCCCCAUUCCUUCUUUCCUUCCAGCUGCAGAAGCCAGGUUGGCUCCAGGGAAGAGCUUACUCAGGCAGCCACCCAAGCCAUGGAGCAUUUCUUGGGGCUCUCCAGGGACAUUUCUCAACUGCUGCUUCAAAAGCCAGCAGGAUAAAAGGGCUAUGACAGUUCCCUGGAACAGGGACGUGCUCCUCAGAACCAGCACAGAGCCCACAGAACCCUCCAGCUCCCCCCAAGGCUCUCGGGGUGGAUGGAAGCAGAGGGAUCAGAAGCACUUGGCAUCCAGCACCCAACUCCUCCAUCCAGGAGGGGAAAAAAACAGCUCAGGGUUUGGAGACCCUCAGGGUGGAGGAGCAGGGGGUGAAGCUUUAGUCUGGAGCAGCUCUGGAGGUAGGUAGUGAAGUUGUCCUGUUGGAUGCAGGGCUGGCUGCUCUGUCAGGGCUUUUAUUAAGAUUUUAACUCGAGAUUGUGAUGUUUUUCAUCCUUUUUUUUUCUUUUUUUUUUUUUUUUUUGUGGUAAUAAAGAUAACUUUACUCAAAGGCACUUUUUUUGGCUGAUGCUGGCUUCCAGCAUGGAAGGAGCACACUGCAGCAUCACUCUGCCAUCUGGGAUUUUUCUUUAUUGUUGUUCCUUUGUUUUGGUUUGGUUUGUUUUUUUUUUUAAAGAGAUUUCUGAUGUGAAAACAAGAGGAAAAAAGAAAAAAAAAAAAAAUGGUUACACUUUUUUCCAGAGUGUGACAGCAGAAAAAAUACCUAAUUUUAUACUUCAGAUGUUUUUAGCAAAUGAGGUGCAUUGGUGGGGGGUUUAAAAGUGGGGGUUUUGCUUUUCUGCUUCCCUCCAGAUCCAGAAAUGAAGAGAGGGAGGAAGGCCCUGCAGACACUAUUAUGGGAUGGGGUUUUGUGUUUUUUUUUUUUUUAAUUGUGAGAAAUCUGACCAUCCAGUUGAGUAGCUGAGGGUUUGUAGUAAUAACAUUGUUUCUUUGUAUGUUUGUAAUAAGGGAGAUUUUCAAAGGGAUGCUUUGAUUUGUACAAAACUCUGAGGACUGUAAAAAUGUUUUAAAA